AGAUUCGACUUUCAACAGUAGAGCUAGGCGUAAAACGUAACUCGGGCUUGUGUAUUUUAUAUUUUACUCAUUUGUCAGUGAAACACACCAGAGAACGGAUCGGAUCUCAACAAAACCGGCAGUCGACAUAGCAAACUUUUUUUUUUUGACUCGAUAAAAUGGUUUUCAUAACAAAAUUCGCGCGGAUUGGUGUCCAGGCGGCCCGCCAGCUGCGUGCCGCGCCCCUGGUUACAUCUCAGUGGCGUAGUUUCCACAUAACCAGCAUGCUGGACAAAGAACGCCGCUACACAGACAAGCACGAAUGGGUUGAGCUCCUGGACGCCAACAAGGCCAUCGUUGGCAUCUCCAGCUAUGCCCAGGAGGCAUUGGGCGACGUGGUCUUUGCCCAGCUGCCGGAGCCAGGAACAGAUCUUAGCCAGGACGACGAAUGCGGUGCCCUGGAGAGUGUGAAGGCUGCCAGCGAAGUGUAUUCGCCCGUGAGCGGCAAGGUGACCGAGAAGAAUGCCGAAGUAGAGGACACGCCGGCUCUGGUCAACAGCAGCUGCUAUGACAAAGGCUGGCUCUUUAAGGUGGAUCUGAAGAAUCCCACUGAAUAUGAGAAACUUAUGACUGAAGAACAAUACAGCGCAUUUGUGAAAAGCAGCGGUGAACACUAGACAAGAAACACUAGGCACGAAAACUGCCCCCAACACUUCAGACUAGCCUAAAUACACAACGUUCACGCAUUUGUUAUCUCUCGCACACACCAAAAACUCACCCCGAAACUCAUCCACACAUCAUGGGCCCACGUUGUUGUAUCGCUUGAAACUUGUUACGAAUAAGAAUCGACAUUAAAGCCAAAAAUAAUAUUUCAAAAGGGCAA
Drosophila persimilis is the source of this 862-nucleotide messenger RNA. RefSeq names its product glycine cleavage system H protein, mitochondrial (gene ppl). Lineage: Eukaryota; Metazoa; Arthropoda; Insecta; Diptera; Drosophilidae. Bases 159 to 656 code for a protein of 165 amino acids. The transcript has 3 exons. Gene Ontology annotation, cellular component: mitochondrion; cytoplasm; glycine cleavage complex. Gene Ontology annotation, biological process: protein lipoylation; glycine decarboxylation via glycine cleavage system. The record is from RefSeq and is a predicted model, not a curated record.